Gloeophyllum trabeum ATCC 11539 is the source of this 840-nucleotide messenger RNA. RefSeq names its product concanavalin A-like lectin/glucanase. Gene Ontology annotation, molecular function: hydrolase activity, hydrolyzing O-glycosyl compounds; glycosyltransferase activity. The record is from RefSeq and is a predicted model, not a curated record. Lineage: Eukaryota; Fungi; Basidiomycota; Agaricomycetes; Gloeophyllales; Gloeophyllaceae. The transcript has 4 exons. Gene Ontology annotation, cellular component: fungal-type cell wall. Gene Ontology annotation, biological process: carbohydrate metabolic process; fungal-type cell wall organization. Bases 1 to 840 code for a protein of 279 amino acids.
AUGUUCCCUGUCGUCUUCCUCAGUCUACUCUCAGGUCUCCUAGCCCACGGACUACAUCUCCCUGUUGCCCGUUCUCCCGAUUGCGAGUCGUUCUACGCAGCCUUCUCAGGCUCGACUCUCCCCAAAGGUAUGGUCGCAGUCGGCCAUGGAAACACGUACGAGGUUAGCUCGGGCGGGUUGCAGAUGUACCUGGACCGUCCCGAAGGAGAGAUCCGCACGAAAGGCGGUGAGAACGACAAGAUCGCCGAUGGGGCCACGUUCAACUCGACCUUCUCCUUCAUGUAUGGGAAGGUCACGUACGAACUGAGCGCGCCGACGCAUCCCGGGGUCGUUACCGCCGCUAUCUUGAUCGCGGACGAAGGAGACGAGAUGGACGUCGAACUUCUCGGCAGUGAUUCGUCGCACUUCCAGUCGAACAUCUUUGCGCCCCGGCCUCAUGAUGACGGACCGCUAUACGGGGUCUUCAGCAGUGUAGACAGCAUCCCUAGAGGUAGCACCGAGGACGUACAUACCUACAGCAUAGACUGGAAUGCCGAACGCAUAAUAUGGAGCGUAGACGGUGAAGACAUCCGGACGCUCAAGAAAGGUAGGCUGCCUCUCGCAUUAGUUGCGACCCGUCGAUACCAACCUGCUCACAUGAUAUAUUUCCGUGGGGCAGACCAGACCAUGUACCACGGCACGCAACAUUUCCCCAGUCACCCUACGCGCAUACAGCUUGGGAUAUGGGACGCAUCGAGUCCCGCAGGUACCGCUGCGUGGGCGCGUGGGCCGAUUGAUUGGAAGACGGUUCCGAGGAGGAUCGGAGCGACUGUCAAGAGCGUUAAGCUGGAGUGCCAUUAG